Messenger RNA from Penicillium cinerascens, 3011 nucleotides. Its product is annotated as patatin-like phospholipase family protein. The record is from RefSeq and is a predicted model, not a curated record. The coding region runs from base 1 to 2874 and encodes 957 amino acids. Gene Ontology annotation, cellular component: membrane. NCBI's taxonomy places the organism in Eukaryota, Fungi, Ascomycota, Eurotiomycetes, Eurotiales, Aspergillaceae. The transcript is spliced from 4 exons. Gene Ontology annotation, biological process: arachidonate metabolic process.
AUGGCGGCUUGGCUUGAUCUCGUCUCGGACGCCACCGGAUGGUCUUUGGUAGACACCGGCAGAUUGGAAGAGGUAGUUCAGGAUAUGAACCACCCGGAGUCCCAAUUCCCCUCUUUCAUCUAUUUUGCUGGCAAUGGUAAUCGCAUUAAAGCCCUCCGCGCACUGUUUCCUCGGAACAAUGUGACGCGCAAAGGACCAGCCGGACUAGUCCGGCUUCAUCUUAGCACAACAACUGCCCGUACCGAAAACCCUAUAAUAUUUGCUGAAAGUAACCUGAGUAGCCGUACAGGGCUUGGGGAUACAGAAAUUCUCAAACGAUCAUUUAACAAGUCUCGACGGUGGUCUAUCAAUAACAAAUUGUCCCCUAGAUUUGAAGAUCUUCAACACAAAGUGAUCAGGAAGCUCAUAUUUCCAUGGACUCAAGUUUUCUGUGCAUUUGUGGAUUCAGCUGCUGAGAUCGAAAACCUGAAAGUCCUCCUUCAAGAUCCAAGAGAAAGAAUAGCAGUGGGCGGACAAAUGGUUCCAGACACCAUGCGUGUGGUCAUUGUGCUUACAGCCAAUGCAAACCUCUCGAUCAAAAGCCUUAACAAAACAGCUACGAAAAUGGCUAAUACAAAUAUCUUACCGCUGAAUUGGACUAUCUUGGACCUCAGCGAACGGGAACAGAUGACUCCGUCGGUAGCAUUCGAACCCUUACGAAAGUUGAUUUUAAAUGAAACCCAAAAAGUGCUGAGCGAACAAAAAAGAACGCACCUUUCUUUCUCCGCAGUGCAUCUGAGAGAGCUCUGGUACCGAAGUCUCCAACUACUAGUUGAGUUGCCAACAACUUCUUCAGGUCUGGAUUGCCUUCUUGCGGCGCGAGCAAAUUAUCCGGAAACUUCAGGGAUGGUAACUUGCUACAUGGACUUUUUAAAAAACAUGGUCGAACCAUGUUUUCAAGAGCAUGAUAUCUGCAUGUUUCUUGCUUCAGCCCUUCUCAUGAACGCUUACCCUCCCAAGAUGCACUUGUUCGAUCCAGAGGUAGUUUUCCAUACGCUUUAUCGGGGUCUAAUCGAGCAAGCAUUAAUUAAUACCUGUUCUGAGCUCAGCUGGGAAAAUGUCCUAGCUCAUUUUGUCAAGGCCUUCGCUUUCUUGAAACCAAAAAAGCCGUCCUUGGAGGUACGGCGCGAGUCGAUGGCGCAUUUUUAUCGUCAGUGGGGCGGUUUGCGCUCAAUAACAACAUGUCUUUCUUGCAUUUGUCGACCCCCCGAGCACAUGAUGCCUUGUGGACAUUCGAUAUGCGAUGCUUGCGUUGUAUUAUUCGGCACGGCAAGUUCCAGCGCUGAGUACCAUACGGACCUCACCCUCUGCCCUAUCUGCGGAACAUGCUUUCAGCUCACAAUUCGACAACUACCACCCACAAAAGGACCUGUCAUUCUUAGUUUAGAUGGUGGGGGAGUUCGUGGUAUCGUUCAGUUAGGCCUUUUACGAGCUCUAGAAAGACGACUUGGGCCCAUACAGAUAAGAGAUAUUCCCGACCUAUGUACCGGAACAAGUGUCGGCGCACUUUCAGAGAUGGAUAUGGUUUUCAACGAAACAUCCGCGGAAGAUGGUUGCACUAAGUUUCCCGCCUUUGCUCAGAAGAUUUUUCAAUCUUCAACAUGGAGAGGAAAGCCUGCAAUGCUUCGCUGCUUCGAACUAUUUUAUUGCGUGGUUUCAGUGUUGAGAGACUGUCAGUACAAUUCGACUAUCUUGGAACAUAACCUCAAGACGAUACUGGGCCACCAGCGUCGAAUCUUUGAUGUUGCGACCACCAAUUCCGCUGGUUGUCGAGUAGCCAUCAUAACAAGUCGCUCUUCGGAUGGCAAAGCCUGUGUCUUCGCAAAUUACCGCGGCAUAGGUCAUCGCGGCCCAAACGCAGCUUAUCAGUUCUUGAUUCCACAAAACGAGGACCAAAAUCCAUUUUUAUGGGAAGUAAGCUUCUUUCAAACCAAACCUCUUCCAGGUUUCGGGGUUUUUCAGGACGGUGGUGUGCGGGCCAACAAUCCUCUGGCAAUUGCCUUGAAGGAGUCAGAGAUCAUCUGGCCAUCAUCCGGUAAGCAUGACAUGCUUAUAUCAGUUGGCACUGGCUGUUCUGUACACAUUCCCGAACCGGGUCAAACUUCUCGAAGCUCCUGGCGCGACAGCGCACUUCCUCGCAUGAUUCGCGCAACCUUAUCCUCUCCAUGCAUGGACGGAGAACAGGGUUUUCGUGAGGCAUUGAAUUAUGUUCCAAAUCAUAUCAAGUCCGAUAUUUUUCGGGUCAAUCAUGUCAUGUCUGAAGUUCUACCCCAAUUAGACGAUUUGGGAAAGCUAGACGACAUGUCCAAACUGAAUUUCUCCAUACCUGAUGAUUUAGUGAGAGCAGUUCUGGUGACUGGCUUUUUUUUCUUUGAGCUAGAUGAAACUCCAACCCAGACUCACAGGUCAUUCUUAUGCCAAGGAUCAAUCUUCUGUUCCAGACCAAGGGCCAGCGAUAUACUGAAUCGUGUUUUAAUCGAAAUUCCGAAUGGGCAUUUCCAGACAAGUCGUGGCUAUCGGCUUGGCUCUUUACAAGAUAACGACGGCUGUCACAUAUGUGGGUAUUAUCGCAAAGCAAUAUCAUUUUCUGUAAACAGCCUUGAAGAGGAAAUUAGCCUUGGAAUUGCCAAUGACCAAUUUUACCAUAAAAUUGGGGGGUUUCCGAAAUCAAUGUACGGAUUCCUUCAAGCCCAACAGGCUUUCGCUCAUUUCGGCCGAUCAGAUUACUUGGAGCGUUGCUGGCCUCCGAAAAGGUUUUGUUAUUGCUCUCGGGGAACAAAAAGACGUGUUCAUUUCAUGGAGCCAGCUCUGCAACAAAAAAAACGACGUUUGUGACCACUUGAUUCUCAUUACGAAGUUGAUUAAAGGUUUGUCUGAAAGCUAAUAAGCACCAAUUUAAAUACUUCAAAGGCUUCUGGGUCGUGCUUAUCAGAGCUUCUAAUCGCAUGCAUUUGAUGCUUGUCCAAACUAUG